AUGUACUUCAGAUACAAAGUUAUCCUCACUAAUCUAUUUAAUUCUAAUCCUGAAAUUCUCCUGAUCACAAAUCUAAGCAAUCACCUACAAGAUUUCGUUGUGCCUCCUGUUUUUAAGCCAGCGGGAGAUUCACCGUAUCUCUGUCACUUACUAUCAUUUUCUAACGAGUGGCUCCUUCAUUUUGAAAUUUUUACUGAUCUAAGGGUAAGAGUCAAUCAACCAAUUCGAAAGCGUUCUUUGGAUUAA
Schistosoma guineensis is the source of this 246-nucleotide messenger RNA. Lineage: Eukaryota; Metazoa; Platyhelminthes; Trematoda; Strigeidida; Schistosomatidae. The record is from the annotation of a GenBank genome assembly.